GAAAACAUCGCUAUUUGGUACAUCCCUAUUUCCUUUCUUCCUCUACUUUUUCUCUUUUCAAAUUGCUCGUCGAACAGUUGAGAUGGCAUCGAAAGUCUCGCGCGACACGCUCUACGAGGGCGUCAAUGGACUCCUGGAGGCCUCGGCCAAGAAGAAGCGCGGCUUCCUCGAGACGGUGGAGCUGCAGAUCGGCCUGAAGAACUACGAUCCCCAGAAGGACAAGCGUUUCUCCGGCACCGUCAAGUUGAAGCACAUCCCCCGUCCCAAGAUGAAGGUGUGCAUCCUUGGCGAUCAGCAGCAUUGCGACGAGGCCAAGGCCAACAACGUUGACUUCAUGGACGCCGAGGCCCUGAAGAAGCUGAACAAGAACAAGAAGCUGGUGAAGAAGCUGGCCAAGUCCUACGACGCCUUCCUGGCCUCCGAGUCGCUGAUCAAGCAGAUUCCCCGUCUGCUUGGCCCUGGCUUGAACAAGGCCGGCAAGUUCCCUGCCCUGCUGUCGCAUCAGGAGUCCAUGAUCGGCAAGAUCGAGGAGGUCAAGUCGACCAUCAAGUUCCAGAUGAAGAAGGUGCUGUGCCUGUCCGUCGCCGUCGGCCACGUGGGCAUGAAGUCCGACGAGCUGGCCCAGAACGUCAACCUGUCGAUCAACUUCUUGGUGUCGCUGCUGAAGAAGAACUGGCAGAACGUGCGCUCCCUGCACGUCAAGUCCUCCAUGGGACCCCCUCAGCGCCUCUACUAGAUGUGGACACAUUUCUGUUUUAUAUUCGGGAAAUAAAUAAGAGACCCUACAUUUUAUAAUGUAACUAAA
Messenger RNA from Drosophila biarmipes, 805 nucleotides. It is a transcript of the gene RpL10Ab, whose product is annotated as 60S ribosomal protein L10a-2. The transcript has 3 exons. Gene Ontology annotation, molecular function: structural constituent of ribosome; RNA binding. NCBI's taxonomy places the organism in Eukaryota, Metazoa, Arthropoda, Insecta, Diptera, Drosophilidae. The record is from RefSeq and is a predicted model, not a curated record. The coding region runs from base 83 to 736 and encodes 217 amino acids. Gene Ontology annotation, cellular component: large ribosomal subunit. Gene Ontology annotation, biological process: translation.